UGCCUGCAAUGCAGCCUUCUCUUGCAGACCACGGGUAGCUAGCUGAGUACCAAAGCCACCUGCAAACCCUUCGAUAACACUCUGGUCUUGUAGCCAUGGCUUCUAGUACUUCUUGCCUUAGCCUGUUGGUGCUGGUGGUGCUGGCCUCGGCGGCGUCAGCGCAGCUGUCGACGACGUUCUACGACACGUCUUGCCCCAGGGCUCUGGCCACCAUCAAGAGCUUGGUGAACGCGGCGGUGGCGAAGGAGGCUCGCAUGGGGGCGUCGCUGCUCAGGCUGCACUUCCACGACUGCUUUGUCCAAGGCUGUGAUGCGUCUAUUCUGCUGGCGGGGAACGAGCAGAACGAUCCUCCGAAUCUAACUCUGAGGGGCUUCGACGUCAUCGCCAACAUCAAGGCGCAGGUGGAGGCCAUCUGCAAGAACACCGUCUCCUGCGCCGACAUCCUCGCCGUCGCCGCCCGCGACUCCGUCGUCGCGCUGGGAGGGCCGUCAUGGAGUGUUCCACUGGGGAGAAGGGACUCGCCCAAAGCUGCAAGCACGAGCAUGGUUUUGCAGUUUCUGAUCCCCGCUACAUCUAGCCUCGCCGAGCUGAUUGAAGGGUACGACAAGUUGGGCCUCAACCCUACCGACUUGGUUGCCCUCUCAGGUGGGCACACGAUCGGUCAGGCGCAUUGCACGAGCUACCAAGACCACAUCUACAACGACACCAACAUCAACCAGGCGUUCGCGAGCUCGCUCCGGGCGAGCUGCCCCCGGACCGGCGGCGGCAGCGUCAUGGCGCCGCUGGACACGGCGACGCCCACCGCGUUCGACAACGCCUACUUCAAGAACCUGCUGUCGCAGAAGGGGCUCCUGCACUCGGACCAGGAGCUCUUCAACGGCGGCAGCACCGAUAACAUCGUCCGCAACUUCGCCUCCAACCCGUCGGCGUUCACCAGCGCAUUCGUGACGGCCAUGGUGAAGAUGGGCAACAUCAGACCGCUGACUGGAUCCCAGGGACAGAUCAGGACCACGUGCUCCGCCGCCAACUCGUAGGAACGAAAUAUUAAUUAUGCGAAAAAUACGAGCUAGGACCACAUGAACGAAUAAGGUCUCACCACAACCACCAUCAAAUUAAUAGCGCAUGCGUGCUUUGUGCCUUUGUAUAAGCUGAACGGAAUAGCAUGCCAGCUCGCUUUCCUGAUCCAUCAAGUCUUACAUGGAACAGGGAGCAUCGACGUGGCAUGUUCGCACGUGUAAGAGGGGCUGGUGAACCCGAAAGCCGGCAAUCUGGGUUCGAGCCCCGGCGCUGGCACCGGGAGGUCCCUCCGCGGCCUUCCCUCUGGCAAAAAAAAAAAUGUUCACACGUGUAAUAUAAUAUUCUCGCCUUGAUUAGUGUUUGCA
Panicum hallii is the source of this 1382-nucleotide messenger RNA. Its product is annotated as peroxidase 66-like. Gene Ontology annotation, molecular function: heme binding; peroxidase activity. Gene Ontology annotation, biological process: hydrogen peroxide catabolic process; response to oxidative stress. The coding region runs from base 96 to 1034 and encodes 312 amino acids. NCBI's taxonomy places the organism in Eukaryota, Viridiplantae, Streptophyta, Magnoliopsida, Poales, Poaceae. The transcript is spliced from 4 exons. The record is from RefSeq and is a predicted model, not a curated record.